Molecule: messenger RNA, 3654 nt
Organism: Strigops habroptila (Kakapo)
Lineage: Eukaryota; Metazoa; Chordata; Aves; Psittaciformes; Psittacidae
Gene: SFRP4
Product: secreted frizzled related protein 4
Exons: 6
Coding region: 1-1143 (380 amino acids)
Biological process (GO): canonical Wnt signaling pathway; non-canonical Wnt signaling pathway
Cellular component (GO): cytoplasm
Molecular function (GO): Wnt-protein binding
Source: RefSeq, a predicted model, not a curated record
AUGGCUGUCGGCGCGGCGGCUCCCGACACUUGCCUGCAGCCGGGGCGGCGGCGGAGCAGAAGGAGGAGGAGGAAGAAGAGGAGGAGGAGGAGGAAGAGGAGGAUGCUGCGCGCCUUGGUGGCGGUGUCCCUGUGGCUGCGGGUGAGCCCGCGGGCGCAGGGCGCGCCGUGCGAGGCGGUGCGCAUCCCCAUGUGCCGGCCCAUGCCUUGGAACAUCACCCGCAUGCCCAACCACCUCCACCACAGCACCCAGGAAAACGCCGUCCUCGCCAUCGAGCAGUACGAGGAGCUCGUGGCCACCGGCUGCAGCCCGGUCCUCGCCUUCUUCCUCUGCGCCAUGUACGCCCCUAUCUGCACCCUGGAGUUCCUCUACGACCCCAUCAAGCCGUGCCGCUCCGUCUGCCAGCGCGCCCGCGACGGCUGCGAGCCCAUCAUGCGCCGCUACAACCACAGUUGGCCCGAGAGCCUCUCCUGCGAUGACCUCCCCGUCUACGACCGCGGCGUCUGCAUCUCCCCCGAAGCCAUCGUUACCGACCUGCCAGAGGAUGUGAAGUGGACAGACUUCACGCAGGGCGUGCUGGUUCCCGAGAGAUCCCCGGAGCCCGACUGCAGGAGCCGCGGCCAGGAGCGAUGCAGGUGCAAAAAGACAAAGCCAACACUGUCGACUUACCUGGCCAAGAACUACAGCUACAUCAUUCACGCCAAAGUAAAAAGUGUAGAAAGAGGGAACUGCAAUGAAAUAACCACUGUGGUUGAAGUCAAAGACAUACUGAAGUCUUCAACACCGAUUCCUCUGUCCCAAGUGCCUCUUCUUACAAAUUCUUCCUGCCAGUGUCCACCUCUUCAGCCGAAGCAGGAUGUUCUCAUCAUGUGCUAUGAAUGGCGCUCAAGGUUGAUGCUUCUUGAUGGCUGCCUAGUUGAAAAAUGGAAGGAUCAACUGAACAAAAGGUUUAAGAGGUGGGAACAGAGACUGCAAGAACAAAAGCUGCGAACAGCCCGCAGUAAGAACCAGAAUGCAGGACGCAGUGUUCAGAGUGGACCUCCAAAACCAUCAACCAAGAACACCAACCCACUGGUCAGUGGCCCCAAAAAGGCCAUGAAAAUUAAAAAUGGCCAGAAAGAAAUCAACCCUAAGAAAGUAUGAGUGUGCAAUUUCCAAAAGACUUUUUUUCCCUGCACGAUGAGGGUCACAAUCUGGCUUGGUCAGCAUGUUUUAUUAAUCCAGAACUCAUCGACUUAAAAACUCACGGCAGUUUCUACAUAGAUGUUUUUGCUGCACUUUACUUUUUAAAGGUUUGCUUUUCCUUUCAAGCCACUGCAAGUCAUAGAGUGUAGGUUUGCACUAAUAUGUGGCAGGCUUAUUCAAGCUGUCUGAGCUUUAUGUUAGGGCUCUGAUUUGCAAUUCUAGAUAGAACUAGCCUUGGCUCCCAGUGGUUUUAACUUCUUGUGCCGGUUGCCUGCUCUGCUUCCCUGCCAGAGGUUGGAGAGCUGCACGGGGCAUGUCUUCUCUCCUCAGGAAGUGUAUCAGUGUGGUAGCUGGUGAAUUAGUCUGUGAGUUAGUCUGGAGAGCUGAAAGGGAUGGUAACCUCUGGCAGACAUGUCAGGCAGCAAUUACUGCUGGAGCUGAAUCUAUCUGCUUUUUGGAAUCACAGCCCUUGUUCAAAAGCAUAGUUUACCAAUAAGCAUCUGGGUAUGCAUUAUGUGAUUAUUUUUAUAUGUGUGCCAAAAAGUAUGCUUAGAGUGUUAGGGUUAAUCUUGUGGGUUUGUGUAGAAAAAAAAAAUGCAUUGAAAGCAGACAUUUAAUUUUUUUCAAUUGUCCUUCAGGCUUUUGUUGUAAUAAUUUCAAAUAUAUUUAAGCAGCUAUUUGAAAAAUCAGUAUUUUUUAAAAGAACAGAUUAAAGUGAAGCUGAUCUGCACAAUUCUUACAAGUAACACGUUUGCUGUAAUAUAGCUUCUUCAUGAAAACUGGAAUAGAAGCAUUAUUCUAAAUGUAACUGACAGCUACUGUACAGUAUUAAGGAGAGGAUAGGGCUUCGCGUGGCUCAGUGUUCAUUUGGACAAUUUUUGUAUCAUUUGACACCAUAUUUCUAAGCCUUUCUCUGAGACAAAAUAAAUAAAUAACUGGAUAAAUAAAUAAGGCUUGUCCCUAUUCAUGAACUUCUCAGAACAACCGUCUGCAGUUCUGCUGAUCAGAAGGUAACAUUUACCCUGCAAAGGGUCACGGAUGAAGCAGAUGCUUUUAUUUAUGUGCUAAGUUUUACUGACUUAGCAUUUGCUGCUUGAGGCACUAUAAUAGCAAAGGUGGUAUCAAGCUAAUCAAUCAACCUAACUCCAAGAUGGGGUUUAUGCUCUCUCUCCUGGGCUCUACUUGCAUGAAGCAGUAUGGAUAGCACAGUCUGAUUUCUGUUCACCAACAUUAACAUCAUAAGAGCUCGUAAUAGACAUCUGAAAGACCUUCAUGAAUUCCAGCAGCAAAACAAAGGACUAGACUUGGCAAUUCCGGUAUCUGUAAACCAAAAUAAGCAUUUUUAAAAUACAGAGGGUCUAUGUCAGGAUAAAGAAAAAAAAAUAAGGAAUUCUUGUGUAAGUUAAAAUAAGGAAUUACAAUUGGUCAUGUCAAUGAUCUUUGUCACUACAAGAACUCCAAUGGCAUUUGAAUGCAUGAAAUUCAAGGCAGAAUAUGCCAGAGAGAUUUUGGUAGCAGCAGUACUACAUUUGGAGGCAUGCUUACACAAGCUGAGGACAUAGAUGCUAAGUUAGAAUGCUUAAAACAAAGGGACAGAGGUGUUGCAGAAAAGUGGAAUAAUAGUGUAUGGGGUAGUUUGGAGAGGGGAACAACCCUACAUGGUCAUUUGUUGAGCUUUGAGCAGCUGGUUAAAAUGUGCAAAGGUCAGCAUUUGAAUGUAGCCCUUCCUGUUAAUUCUGGGCAGAUGCAGAACUUUAUCUCCAUGGAACGUCUGCAGAGUUAGAUCCAAAAUUCAAUCCAGGUGCCAGGAAUGCUGAGUGUAUAUUGCAUCUAUUGACUUGAGUGGAAAUUAUGUGUGUUUGGCAUGUCUAAAAGACCAGAUCCCAAACUCAGAUGCCUAAAUGCAGACUAGAGGUGAAAUUAUAAUCCUGUACAGUGAAAUAGAAAGGCUGAAAUCGAAAUCGAACGAGGCAGAAUUUCACUGCAGAUGACUAAAUUAGGUGAGUUUUUGAAAAUGCUGACUUAAGUAAGCAUGAUCUAAAAGAUCAGUAUGAUUGGAAAGCUUCUAAAAUAUCUAGUGUGUAGUAGGAGUUCUUAAGCUCUGAUUAUCUAUCGAUCCCAACUUAAAGUACCUCAAUAAAUAUGUAUAAGGCUAGCUAUUAAUAAUGAACAGCAGUCCCAUUGAUGUGAUGUUGAAAUAACAAAUACCAAAGUUGUGAUAUUUCACUUUAAUAAGUGAACAUAGUCAAGUGUGGUGUCUGCUGAAUGAAACUUGUGGAGCAGCUAGUGAGACUUCAUAGCAAUGUUCUGUAUUAUUUUACCACUGUUAAAAUCAAACUUUUUAAAUCUUUUGGUAUCAGAGAAGAAAAUGUUAAGAAUUAUUUUCUUCAGAGAAUUGUCACCAUUCCUUCUGUAAGUUACCGUCAUUAGACUGACCAUUCCAGUAUGUUGGAAUAAACUUUGAUGCAC